UUUUAAAACAUUCAAUGCCAAAAUUUACCAAAACUUUACACAAUUCUUUUUAGAAUUUCGAGCACCAGGUGCGUACAGUCAAACUGCCGGUUAUGGAUUUACUGGUCCUAGAUCCCAGGGGUUCGGAAACCGGAUGAUGGGACCCGGGGGUCCAGGAGGUCCUGGAGGUCCAAUGGGACCAGGAGGUCCCGGUGGACCUCCCAGGUUCCGAGGACGGGGUCGAGGUGGACCUAUGGAGCGGGGAGGACGAUUUCCGAUGGGACCUCGUGUUCCUUUACCAGAUCAGGAUGAGGCUAUGCCGGAGGAUGUUAAAGCAAGUAUAGAGAACCAGAAGUUCAAACUUGACAAGACCCCCGGAGUGAUCGUCAAGGGUGAGGACGGAAGUUUGAUAAAGAUCGCUGCUCCUGAUCCUAAGGAAGAACUUGACCUAGACUCCGCCCCGGACCCAACCCGGUUCGACAAGUCAGUGCAGGGCAUCCUUAACGGAAGAAACGCUGCCAUGUACGUCGGAUUGGAGUGCAGGAAGCGCCAGUGGGAGAUAGAGUUUGAAUGCCUGGAGGCUGAUGGACCAGUACAUAAUCGUGUGUACAGCUACUCACUUACAGUUGGACCACCGGGCAGUGACGACGUACUUGUCACGUGUGGCAUCGCCAGGGGGAAGAAGGAGGCAAAGCGACGAUGCUGCGAUGCAAUGGUCUUAAAACUGGACGAUUUACCGCCGGCACCGCCUUUGCCGAUGCCAAUGAUGCAUCGGGGAAUGAUGAGACCUGGUUUUCGGCCACGACUCCCGCCGCCGGAAAGUGAGGACGCCAUUUUUAGAAAUUACGACAAAACAGCUUACGGUGACGAUCAUCCGAAUAAGAAUCACCCAGUGUUUCAACUUUGCUCGAAAGCGAAGAAAUCUCACUGGCCACCGCCCACCUUCGAACUUGUAACAGAAAAGAUCGUGGAUACUAUAAGGAACAAGCACGGGAAAAGUAACACUAUGUUGUACACUUACAAAGUUACUGUUUGGCCGGGUCAAGGGCAGGUUGAACCAAAAAUAUUUUUUGGAUCUGGUCCGACCAAAAAAGAUGCAAAAUUUGCUGCCGGAACUAUUGCCUGGGCGGCAAUUAUGAACCCGGCGGCGGUAAAAGCAGCAGCGCAGGCCUCAGAAGCAGCACAAGCAGGAGUAUCAGGGGAGGAAGCUGCUCAGCUGGCUGUUAAUAUCGCAGCACAGAUAACUGGACCCAAGUUGAAGAGUGCACAGCACGUGACUGAAGAGAAAUGGCUACAGCAGGUCGCGAAGGCAGCGGAGAAGAGCGUGGACUUGAAGGAAGAAAUUGAACAGCUAAAGGCGGAGAAGGCGAAAAAGCUGGAAGAAGAGGAGGCUAAGCGCAAGGCGGAGCGAGAAAAGAGAAUGGCGGACAGAGAGAAACGUUUGGCGGAGAGAAAGAACCGAUCAAGGUCAAGGUCCAGGACAAGAAGGUCCAGAUCUAGGACCAAAAGGUCCAGGUCCAGGUCCAGGACCAGAAGGUCCAGGUCCAGGACAAAGAAGUCCAGAUCCAGGACUAGACGUUCUAAGUCCAGAUCAAGAUCUAAAAGAGAUGAUAGGAGAACCUCAAGGGGAAGAUCGGAAUCCAGAAUUAAAAAAGAACGAUCAUCCAGGGAUCGAUCUGGAACCCGAUCGAAGAGAGAUCGGUCAAGAGAACGCUCGAGCACUAGAUCUUCCCGCCGCGAUGAUCACUAGAUGCAGAAGAAAUGCGCGAGGAAAAAAUGGAACCCACUUGUGUAAUUGCUGCACAGGGUGUUCCAUAAAAAAAACAGUCGAGUCAGGAACUUAAUGGACACCCUGUAGAAUAAUAUUUCGUGUUGCACAAAUAAUGAAAAUUUUCACUGUU
Eurytemora carolleeae is the source of this 1880-nucleotide messenger RNA. RefSeq lists its product as uncharacterized. Lineage: Eukaryota; Metazoa; Arthropoda; Copepoda; Calanoida; Temoridae. Gene Ontology annotation, biological process: mRNA processing; ubiquitin-dependent protein catabolic process; protein ubiquitination. The transcript has 8 exons. The coding region runs from base 134 to 1729 and encodes 531 amino acids. Gene Ontology annotation, cellular component: nucleus. The record is from RefSeq and is a predicted model, not a curated record. Gene Ontology annotation, molecular function: ubiquitin protein ligase activity.